Molecule: messenger RNA, 2176 nt
Organism: Setaria italica (foxtail millet)
Lineage: Eukaryota; Viridiplantae; Streptophyta; Magnoliopsida; Poales; Poaceae
Product: AAA-ATPase At3g28610
Exons: 2
Coding region: 247-1848 (533 amino acids)
Molecular function (GO): ATP hydrolysis activity; ATP binding
Source: RefSeq, a predicted model, not a curated record
AGAUACCCACUUUAAUUUAAAAAAUAUGCGAUUUGGACGAAUCCGAUUGUGAUUGGUGCCUAUAAACUAGACAGAGAGCAUGAGAUGGUGACUAUAAACUAGACAAAGAGCAUGAGAGGAGUGUGAUCAAGAACAUUAUAAGAUGUGAUGGUGGACAAAGUACUUUGCUCGUUCCACCAUUUCUUCUCCAUCUACCUAUAAUAACCAGCUCCGGGGCCUCCUGCUAACAUUGGCAGCGCAGCCACCAUGGCUGAGCCCGGCAAGGUCGUACGACGGUGGCAGCGGUGGGCGUUCGCCAACCUGGGCUCGGCGUUCACCAACUUCGGCUCGCUGUGGUUCAUCCUGGCGCCGCUGGUGUCGCUGGUCGCCACCUACGCGCCGCGCCGCCUGUUCCAGACCUACUUCAACCUCUUCCUCCGCCGCCGCACCCGCCGGGUCCUCAACGUCGUCGACCCCUACGUCACCAUCGACAUCUCGGAGCCCGGCUCCGACGUGCGCUACUCCCGGUACGGCCCCGUCUCCGACAACGACGGUACCUACGAGGAGGUCAAGGCGUACCUGAGCGGCGCGUGCUCGCACGAGGACGCGCGCGAGCUCCGCGCCGAGGGUGCCAAGGACGGCGACGGCCUCGUCAUCAGCAUGCGCGACGGCCAGGACGUCGCCGACGAGUUCCGCGGCGUUCCGCUCUGGUGGUCGUCGGUGGUGGAUAAGGACGUGCAGGGGCAGCGCCAGGGGAAGCGACGCUUCCAGCGCCUCACGUUCCACCUCCGCCACCGCCGGCUCGUCGUCGACGAGUACCUGCCACACGUCCGCCGCCGGGGACGCGAGAUCCUCUUCAGCAACCGCCGCCGCAGGCUCUACACCAACAGCAAGUCACGCGAUGUUUACUACGAAUCCAAGUCAUGGAGCUACAUCGACUUCGAUCACCCGACGACGUUCAACACGCUGGCCAUGGACCGGGCCAAGAAGAAGGACAUCAUGGACGACCUCGACGCGUUCCGGAACAACAGGGACUUCUACCGGCGAACCGGCAAGCCGUGGAAGCGCGGGUACCUACUCUACGGCCCGCCGGGCACCGGCAAGUCCACCAUGGUCGCCGCUAUGGCCAACUACCUCGACUACGACAUCUACGACGUCGAGCUCACCGUCGUGAACACCAACACCGACCUCCGCAGGCUCCUCAUUGAGACCACCAGCAAGUCCAUCAUCGUCAUCGAGGACAUCGACUGCUCCCUCGACCUCACCGGCGACCGCGCCAGGCAGCGGCGACGCCCCGGCGGGCCGCCCAAGGAUGACGACAGGUACUACGCCGACGACAGGCCCCGCAACACGGUGACCCUGUCCGGCCUGCUCAACUUCAUCGACGGGCUGUGGUCGGCGUCCGGCGGCGAGCGAAUCGUCGUGUUCACCACCAACCACGUCGACAAGCUCGACCCGGCGCUGAUCCGGCGCGGCAGGAUGGACAUGCACAUCGAGAUGUCCUACUGCGGCUUCGAGGCGUUCCAGACCCUCGCCAAGAACUACCUGGACAUCGACGACCACGAGCUGUUCGGCUCCGUCGAGGAGAUACUGCGGGAGGUGAAGCUCACGCCGGCCGAUGUCGCUGAGUGCCUCAUGACGGCCAAGCGAGCGGGAGCCGGCGAGCCUUCUCCGUGCCUUGAGAUAUUGAUCGAUGAGCUGAAGAAGAGAGCAGAGGAGAAGGAGAAGGCCGAGGCGGAGGCGAAGGCGAAGGCUGAGGCAGAGGCCAAGGCAUGGGCUGAGGCAGAGGCCAAAGCGGCAGCGGAGGCAGAGGCCAAAGCGGCGGCGGAGGCAAACGCGAGCGAAAUGGCCCGUGGGAACACACGGUAAGAAGAGGAUGCAGAGAAAAUUCGAGGAUGUGUUAGAGUUUUAUGAAUAAUCCUGAACAAGGCUUUGCUAAAUCUCGCUCUGGAAUCUCUUAAUCCUGACUCGAUCGUUUUGGUACUUAACUUAUGUGAGGUUCGCAAUUAGGAAUAUAGUGUCGUGCAAGAGUUUAGAAAAGAAAUCAUGUACUGCUUCGUGAUCUUCAGACACCUGAGUUUUAGUUUGCGCCUUAGUUAUAAUUAUUACUUUAUAAUUUUUAUAUAUGUAACUUUAAGUCACGAAGGUAACUUUAUAGCUGCGGGAUCUCAUCAUAUACAUAACUCUUUUCGUACUU